Acanthosepion pharaonis is the source of this 2136-nucleotide messenger RNA. NCBI's taxonomy places the organism in Eukaryota, Metazoa, Mollusca, Cephalopoda, Sepiida, Sepiidae. The record is from the annotation of a GenBank genome assembly.
AUGAAAAUAUUGAAAGAAUUCAAACUUUCCAGUCCCUGGUUGCUGUUUGAUCAGAGUGAAGAUGGAACCAAUCCAUAUUGGAAGCGAGGGCAAGAAACCACGCCCGAUGAUAUUGAUGCAGCCAAAUCAACUGCAGAUAUUGACCUCAGCCCAGUGUUUGAGAGAAUCUCUAUUGUCAAUAAAUGCGGAGUUCGUGGCAAGCAUUUCAGUGGGGUGCCACUGAAGGAUUUAGAAGAAGCCUCAAAAAGUUUAGUCAUGGCUUUGUCAAUCCGAGAAAAGUACAUGAUGCUUUCACAGCAGGGUUUUCCUAAGAUCAUUAAUCGAUGUCUACAAAGUACCAUUGACCAUAAUGACUUCCACAUGAUUUCUGAUGGUUGUGCAGCUUGUGAGAAGAAAACAAUUGCAGAUCACCCUAUCCACCCUCCCAGGACUUAUGGGGAUCCAUUUAACUGUCAGUUGCCUGGCAGUGUCAACUGUGAAUACAGGAUGGUUCAUGGUGUUAUGAGGGUUUACCGAGACAAAACUGGCAUAGAACAAAACAAACCAUUUGACUGGGAAUACCCUGACCUUGCCACUUUCCUUAAUGACCAAAACAUCAUGUACACCCUCAUUAGUGACGGACCUCUGAAAUCGUUCUGUUACCAACGUCUUUGCUAUUUGUCAUACAAAUACCAACUGCAUGUUUUGCUGAAUGAGUUGAAAGAGUCAGCUGCUCAAAAGGAAGUUCCUCACAGAGAUUUUUAUAACAUUAGAAAGGUAGACACACAUAUUCAUGCAUCUUCGUGCAUGAAUCAAAAGCAUCUGCUGCGAUUCAUUAAAAAACAGAUGAAAAUUAAUUCGGAUGAAAUUGUCUACCGCAACAAGAAUGGAAAGAUGAUGAAGUUGAAAGAGGUAUUUGAUAGUCUGGGAAUUAAUACCUAUGACUUGAAUGUAGAUAUGUUAGAUGUCCAUGCGGAUCGCAAUACAUUUCAUAGAUUUGAUAAAUUCAACGCCAAAUACAAUCCAAUUGGACAAAGUGAGCUGCGGGAGAUUUUCAUUAAAACAGACAAUCACAUCGGAGGCAAAUAUUUUGCCAACGUAAUAAAGGAAGUGAUAAGUGACUUGGAGGAGAGCAAAUAUCAAAAUGCUGAAUACCGUCUGUCCAUUUAUGGCCGUUCCCCAGACGAAUGGGAAAAGCUUGCCAAAUGGGCAGUGGUACACAAAGUUCACUCAGACAAUGUCCGUUGGCUUAUUCAAAUUCCACGCUUGUAUGAUGUUUACCGUUCCAAUAACCUGGUGAAGAAUUUUGAGCAGAUUCUAGACAAUAUUUUCCAACCACUUUUUGCAGCCACCAAUGACCCAAAGAGUUACCCUCAACUACAUGCUUUUCUUCAGUAUGUUUCUGGUUUUGAUUCUGUGGAUGAUGAAUCCAAACCUGAACAUGUUGUAUUUGAUGCUGAUAGUCCCUAUCCAGACAAAUGGACCAAUGAAGAGAACCCUCCUUACAACUACUACCUGUACUACAUGUUUGCCAAUAUGACUGUCUUGAACCAUUUCCGACAAGAACGGGGUUUCAAUACUUUUGUUCUUCGGCCUCACUGUGGCGAAGCUGGUAAUGUGACUCAUUUGGUGUCUGGGUACAUGUUGAGUGAAAGCAUUGCUCAUGGACUUAUGCUUAGAAAGGUUCCUGUACUGCAAUAUUUGUACUAUUUGGCCCAGAUUGGAAUUGCUAUGUCUCCACUGAGCAACAAUUCACUUUUUUUGAACUAUCACAGAAAUCCACUUCCGGAAUAUUUUGCUCGUGGACUUAAUGUUUCCAUUUCAACAGAUGAUCCCCUACAGUUCCAUUUCACCAAGGAACCAUUGAUGGAGGAGUAUAGCAUUGCUGCACAAGUUUGGAAACUGAGCACUUGUGACAUGUGUGAAAUUGCCAGAAACAGUGUCCUACAGAGUGGAUUUCCCCAUGAGGUGAAGCAACAUUGGUUGGGGCCGAACUACACUCGUGAAGGUGUUGCAGGAAAUGACGUGAGCCGUACUAAUGUGCCAGACAUCCGAGUUGCCUACCGCUAUGAGACCCUAGUUGAGGAACUGCAGUAUAUUUGUCGUGGCUUGCAUGCCAGUGAGACAGAGAAGGCAAAGACUGCCAUGAAAUUCUGA